GGACGUCAGGACGUGAGGAGCGUGAUGUCAACAAAAGGGAAAAGAAACAGCUGAAGGAGGCGACAGUUAUGUACAUUUAAUACGCAGCAAACACGACAUGGACCCGGUCAGGCUACUGAAGGAGCUCAAGGCCACCUAUGACCAGGAAGAGCUCUACCUGCCCAAAGAAGCGGGUCUUAAUCUCAUUGAGGCCACUCAGGACAGCACAGGGGUCUCAGCCAAAAGCAGGGACAGCAGAGUGAAAGACCUGCUGAGUCUGACCCGCUUCUUCGGUUACAGCACGCAGACAUUUGUCCUGGCUGUGAACCUGCUGGACAGAUUCCUGGCCAUGAUCCGGGUCCGACCCAAGCACCUGUCAUGUGUGGGCCUGGGUUGUCUGCACUUGGCAGCCAAAGCAUGCGAGCAGCAGUGUGACGUGACCCCAGGGGAGGAGCUUAUCCGCAUCAGCCAGUCGGGCUUCACCUUGUCUGACCUCAGCCGCAUGGAGGCCAUCAUCAUGGGCAAACUGCAGCCCCAGCAUCCUACUGUGACUGCUGCCACCUUCCUCCAGCUGUACCACCAGAUCACCCUGGCACACUGCACACACAGAAGGGACAUUCUGAGCCUGGAGAAGCUGGAAGCCCAGCUCAAGGCCUGCCUGUGCCGCCUGUCCUUCUCCAAAGCCAAGCCCUCAGUCCUCGCGCUGUCCCUGCUCAUCCAUGAGGUCGAAACCAUUCAAUCAGAUGACAUGCUGGAGGUGGCCACCCAAAUUCAGAGACACCUCAAGAUCCAUGAGGCUGAGCUGAGGUGCUGGGGUGAGCAGGUGGCCCGGUGUCUGUCAGUGUAUGCCUCUGCUCAGUGCACCAAACCGAACCACAGGAGCCUCCAGUGGGUCAUCUCCCGACGCACCGCACACACCCUGCACUCCUCCCGCACUGUGCCAGAACUGCCCACCAUCCCAGAGAGUGCCUGGGACCAUAGCAGUGAGGAUUCAGACACACUCAGCUCUGGAGAGGAGUCCAUCUGCUCAGCUGAAGAGCCUCUGAGCUGAUGGAAGGUGCCACUGAGGCGAGGUGCCUGUGUUAUGCAACAUUUCUACACUGACACUUUUUCUUUUUUUUUUAAAUCUGCAAAGAAUUCAAAUCUUCAGAAAACUGCAGUGGAGCAUUUUAAGGUUCCUCUGUGCCUGCCAGAGGGGCUGUAUUGUUGUGAACAGAGGUGGUUGUAGGAGCUUACUUCAAAAAGUUUUAAAAGAAAUAUCUUAGUGGGAUAUUUAGUCAAAUUGUACUAUUAAAGUACUGUUACUUAAACAAAACAGUGAACAAGUAAAAUGUAUUGUGUGAACUAUUGUUAAAAAAUGAAAAAUGGUUACUCACACUUGAUGUUUCUUGAGGACCUCUGGUAGUAAAGGACAAAUUUAAUGCCUAAAAUGUCACAUGGUAGGUAGUGUAUGGACAGGUGCUCAAAUUCACUGGGGGAACACACUUUACAAUGUAAGAAGUUUGAUGACUCUUAUGCAAUGACAAAAUAUUGUAUAUAAAAAGUGUAAAAAAUGUAAAUGAUGUAAAAAAAAAUUGUAGAUGUUAUUUAUUGAUUCUGUGUUGAGUCUGAAUAAAAUGUCU
Messenger RNA from Periophthalmus magnuspinnatus, 1601 nucleotides. Its product is annotated as cyclin-G2-like. Gene Ontology annotation, molecular function: cyclin-dependent protein serine/threonine kinase regulator activity. NCBI's taxonomy places the organism in Eukaryota, Metazoa, Chordata, Actinopteri, Gobiiformes, Gobiidae. Gene Ontology annotation, cellular component: cyclin-dependent protein kinase holoenzyme complex; nucleus; cytoplasm. Gene Ontology annotation, biological process: mitotic cell cycle phase transition; regulation of cyclin-dependent protein serine/threonine kinase activity. The record is from RefSeq and is a predicted model, not a curated record. The coding region runs from base 98 to 1030 and encodes 310 amino acids. The transcript is spliced from 8 exons.